This is a messenger RNA of Entrophospora candida, 842 nucleotides long. The record is from the annotation of a GenBank genome assembly. Lineage: Eukaryota; Fungi; Glomeromycota; Glomeromycetes; Entrophosporales; Entrophosporaceae.
CUAAACAAGAAGAAAAAGACUUCAACAAUUUAGCCAGUGUUAAAGAAAACAUUAGAACCCUUUGUUUUAUUCAGCAAGGAUAUAAAGGAAAAGUAAUAAUUGAAGAUUAUCCUGAUUUAACUCAGUUAAACUUAGGUAAUAAUGAACUAGAGGAGAUUAUUAUUCGCAACUGUCCUGAUUUGAAAUUAGUUCAGGCUGAUUGUGAUGUGGCUGUAAAAUUGACCAGUGUGACUGAUGAAAUUUUGAAAAGUAAUAAUGAGAAGCUAGGUUAUAAUACAGCUUUGCUAAACAAGAUUCCUAAUAAGAGCGAGAGAAUUAGUGCGCAUUUAAAGAAAUGUUCUAAUUUUAAAAUUAUGCAUCCUGAAAAAUACAAUGAAUUUUUUGGAUCAGAUGAAACCAUCAAUUUAAAUAUCUCUUCAUCAAAUUCAUCUAUUUCAACCAAAGGCUCACUUGACUCUUUUGUUGUUCGUCCUAUGUCAAAAAACAAUGUAUCAAGAUUUGAAAAACUAUUAAUUAGAGCCACCGUUUCUGCUGGCUGGUCUUUGCAGAGUGUAGAAAAUAAGGAAGUGAAUGAGUUGUUUUCUUUUAUUAACCCUACAAUAAAACUACCAGGUCGACGAGCCCUUGGUGAGCGUAUCCUAAACAAUGAAGUCAAAAGUCUUCAAUUACAAUUAGAAAAUAAAAUUAAAAAUGAUCCUGUUGGUGUUACAUUGUGUUUUGAUGGUUGGACCAAUAUUUUUGGCCAAAACGGCCACGGCCAAAAACGGCCAAAUGCCAACACUGCAAUAGGCUGUGUUGAUUCGGAUGAAUUUUUAGUUGAUACAUUAACAUUUUUAACUUGA